Messenger RNA from Cryptomeria japonica (Japanese cedar), 1225 nucleotides. RefSeq names its product ethylene-responsive transcription factor 11. Gene Ontology annotation, biological process: regulation of DNA-templated transcription. Gene Ontology annotation, molecular function: DNA-binding transcription factor activity; DNA binding. Bases 496 to 1059 code for a protein of 187 amino acids. The record is from RefSeq and is a predicted model, not a curated record. The transcript has a single exon. NCBI's taxonomy places the organism in Eukaryota, Viridiplantae, Streptophyta, Pinopsida, Cupressales, Cupressaceae.
AAAUUCAAACGGUAAAAGUGAUCGAAAAAAGGUAUGACGUGAUCGAAAAAAGGUAUGACGUGUUCGAAAAAAGGUAUUACGGUAACCGCCAAAAAAAGGUUUCACGGCAAUCGCCUAAAAAGGUUUCACGGCGACCGCCAAAAAAAGGUUUUACGGCGCCUGCGGCCCACGGACGUGAAAUGAACGGAUGAACGCGCUUCAAAAAGUCCGUUUGCCGCCGAGUAGCGGGCAUGAGUGAGUCAACUGUCAAACCAACGGACCAGCCGGUCGCUUUUCUGGCAAAACGUUAAAGUCCCUUCAUCUUCGAAUCACGCGAUUUACCCGGGAAUUGGAAGUGCCGCUCUGCCUUUCCACUCCUUUUCGUCCCAUCUUCCUUCAAUUCUAUAAAUAUCAGGUAGAUUAAUGGCUAAAUAGCAUAGCAUCACAAAGCCGUAAUCCUUCAAUCUGAUCCAGUUUGUUUCAGCUGCGUUUUUCUGUUUUCCAGAGGUUAUUAUUAUGGCUCCCAGGAAAGAUGGCUUGGAAGUGCACUACAGGGGAGUGAGGAAGAGGCCCUGGGGUCGAUUCGCCGCAGAGAUCAGAGAUCCUGCCAGGAAACGAAGAGUUUGGCUCGGAACUUUUGGUACUGCUGAGGAAGCAGCUAGGGCUUACGAUUCUGCUGCAAUUUCUUUCAAAGGCUCAAAAGCUAAGACUAAUUUCGCCUAUCCUUGUUCCCCGGCGGCACAGAGCAGCAGCCAGAGUAGCGCCAUGGAGUUGGAUGUGAAGCCCGGCGCUUCCUUUUCCGCCGUUGCUGCGAAACAGUUCUUCUUGUUCGGUCGCGAGAAAGCGGAUCUUGUUUUUUCUGACAAUAGACAGACAUCUUGUAAAAAGACGGUGAAGAAGGAAGUCGAGGGCCGCAACGGCCAGAGCGAUUGUGAUUCUUCGUCAGUUGUCGUAGACGGCGAAGCGGAAGCAGAAGCAGAGGCAGAGGCAGAGGCAGAGGCAAAGCCUCUUUCUAACAGAAAGCUUCCGCUUUUCGAUCUCAAUCUUCCGGCUCCUCUUGAUGAGGACUGUCAAUUGUAACAGAUCUGCUUGUAAAAUGCAUUUUUUUCUGACUAUUUAGGGCGGAUUUCGGUUUCUGAUGCAAAAAUUGUGGCAUCUGAAGAAACCUAAUGACAAUCAUAAUUAACGCGUGAAUGUGUGUACAAUAGCCGAAUUAUAUUUUAGAAGAAAUUCCAUUUUCCGAUUA